CACACUUUUCGGGCACUUUCCGCCGGAACAAACAAAAGCCCUAGAUAUUCCUCUUCAAGUCUUCAUUGCAUAAUUUGCAUUCCCGCUUUCUUUCCCCUUCUCUCGCCUACUCCUCUGCUCUCACUCUUUGAACUUCUCUCUCACCAUGUCUGCUACCUUUGGAGUUAACACAGAGCUAUCCCGCUGCGUCCUCCGCUUAAUCGGACCAUCCGAUCAUAGCCCUAGUCCAAUCCAACGGCAUUCCACUCUCCCUCGGUUUUACAAUGGAUUUCUGUCCUUAUCAGCGGCGUCCGAGAACUUAAAAGUGACAAGAAGGACGAGGAUUUCUCCCCGCCUGCUUUCGAUGCCGACGAACAGUUCCAGUGAGAGUCUAACGUACAGGGAUGCUGGCGUGGACAUAGAUGCUGGCUCUGAACUUGUUCGAAGAAUUGCCAAAAUGGCACCGGGAAUCGGUGGCUUUGGUGGACUUUUUCCUCUUGGUGAUUCAUACCUUGUUGCCGGUACGGAUGGCGUGGGAACUAAACUUAAACUUGCAUUUGAAACUGGAAUCCAUGAAACUAUUGGGAUUGACCUGGUUGCGAUGAGUGUCAACGACAUUGUUACUUCUGGAGCAAAGCCAUUAUUUUUCCUUGAUUACUUUGCUACUAGCCACCUUGAUGUUGACCUUGCUGAAAAGGUUAUAAAAGGAAUUGUUGAUGGUUGCCAACAAUCUGAUUGUGCUCUUUUAGGAGGCGAGACUGCUGAGAUGCCAGAUUUUUAUGCUGACGGUGAGUAUGACCUCAGUGGUUUUGCGGUUGGCAUUGUAAAAAGAGAUUCAGUAAUUAAUGGAAAUGACAUUGUGGCUGGAGAUGUCCUUGUUGGUCUGCCAUCCAGUGGUGUUCACUCUAAUGGUUUCUCUCUUGUAAGAAGGGUUCUAGCUCGAAGUGGCUUUUCUUUGAAGGACAAACUUCCUGGUGAAGAUGUUUCAUUAGGUGAAGCUUUGAUGGCCCCAACUGUUAUCUAUGUUAAGCAGUUGCUUGGCUUGAUUAGCAAGGGUGGGAUAAAGGGGAUUGCCCACAUCACAGGUGGUGGUUUAACUGACAACAUACCUCGAGUGUUUCCAAAAGGCCUUGGAGCUGUCAUCCAUAAGAACUCCUGGGAAGUCCCAACUCUGUUUAAGUGGAUUCAAGAGGCGGGAAAAAUAGAAGAUGCUGAGAUGAGACGGACUUUUAACAUGGGCAUUGGAAUGGUUCUAGUUGUGAGCCAGGAGGCAUCUAAUAGGAUACUUGAGGGUGGAGGUGGGGCUUAUAAAGCAUACCACAUUGGUGAGGUUGUAAGUGGUGAAGGUGUGAGCUAUCAUUGAAUUUUGUAUCAUGUGUUAAUUGCAGCAAACACAUUAUGCUGUAAUUUAUGAAUUUGAGGGAAUGGUGAUAUGAUAAAGGCUGUAGUUCUAUAGAAAUGUUAAAUGUUAAUAUUUUUUUUUCGCAA
Molecule: messenger RNA, 1467 nt
Organism: Juglans regia (Persian walnut)
Lineage: Eukaryota; Viridiplantae; Streptophyta; Magnoliopsida; Fagales; Juglandaceae
Product: phosphoribosylformylglycinamidine cyclo-ligase, chloroplastic/mitochondrial-like
Exons: 8
Coding region: 146-1342 (398 amino acids)
Biological process (GO): 'de novo' IMP biosynthetic process; adenine biosynthetic process
Cellular component (GO): cytosol
Molecular function (GO): phosphoribosylformylglycinamidine cyclo-ligase activity; phosphoribosylamine-glycine ligase activity
Source: RefSeq, a predicted model, not a curated record